AUGGCCACGGAAACCGAACAAGCACUCAGUAUACUGGAAAAUACAGCCCUACUAUUGAAGAAAACACAGCUCAAUUUAUCAAAAUGCCCCAAACAACGACUGGCUAAAGUGGGCUACUUACAAACCAGAAUUAAAACAAUUGAAGAAUACUGGAUGAUUUUCAAAGAAGCCCAUAAAAAAUUAUUGACCUGUACCACUCGUGAGGAGCGUGGAUUGCUGCCAUAUUUCGAGAAUGAGGAAUUUUUUCUACAAGAAGAUUUGUACUUGUGUAUGUUGGGAGACUUGAAAGACAUGUUGGCGGCAGUCGAGUCUGCCAAAAGUAAACAAUCGCCACCAGAAGACCUGCAAAAUAAGAAAGUUCACCUCCCGGCUAUACAUUUACCUCUGUUUUCGGGCGAGUACGAACUCUGGCCUAGUUUUAAAGAUUUAUUUUCAUCACUCGUCCACAACUGCACGACACUAAGCGACGUCGAAAAACUCCAUUACCUAAAAACCAGUGUGGCAGGUGAAGCAGCAACUUUAUUGAAGCACAUUACAGUAACAAGCGCUAACUACAUUCAAGCAUGGGGAACGCUGAACCAUCGAUAUGGGAACAAGCGUCUAAUAGUGAACGCAUUGUUGAAGCGACUUUUUGCCCAGAAGAAAUGUACCAGCCAAGCCGCAACCCAACUGAAAUCUCUACUCGACACCACCAACGAAGUAUUACAGAGUUUAGAAAAUCUGGAGGUGUCGACGGAUUCUUGGGAUCCAGUAAUUAUAUUUCUGGUUGCACAGAAGUUGGACCCAGAAUCCCAGAAAGAGUGGGAACAAAAUUCCUACUCAGAGAAUUCCCAGGACUUGUCGACUUGGAGGGAUCUGCGCAAGUUUUUGGAGGCAAAAUUCAGGACAUUGGAAUUAGUCAACCCCCCCACUACUACGAAGCUUGCCAAGGAACGAGUCCUUCACGUUACAGCCACGGAAAGACCAAAGCAAAGAAGUUGUGCUUUAUGUACAGAUGCGCACACGUUAUGCCAUUGUAACGUAUUCACCAAGAUGUCACCAAACGAACGUAGAGAACAUGUCAAAACAAACAAGCUCUGUUUCAAUUGCCUCGGAGUUGGACAUUCGGUGUUUAGGUGCCGUUUGCCAACAUCAUGCCGUAUAUGUAAGAGACGUCACCACACUCUUCUACAUCUACCUAACUACGGGGAGGCAUCGGCUUCUCAUGUUGUAGCUAAUCAACCGAUGUCAUCCAAUCAAGCAAAUGUAGAAGAAGGGGAAGUUAAAGCAAUGGUUGCGUCACACUAUCACGCAGGGCGGAAACAGACAAUUUCACUAUUAGCCACUGCAAUAGUAAUUUUAAAGAAUGAACGUGGACACACUACUGCAUUGAAGGCGCUAAUAGACUCAGGAUCUCAAGCAUGUUUUAUAAGUGAAAAGGCAACUCAGAUCCUGAAACUACACAAGACAGCAGUAGAUCUUAUCGUGUCUGGACUUGAGUCCACGAAGGUUAGAGUCAGGCAUGAAGUAAAUGUAAAUGUAUUAUCACGAUGGAACAAUUUCAUUUUACCUAUUAAAGCCUUCGUGAUGAAGAAGCCCUUGACCUCUAACAUACAUUCAGGCACAAUAAUAAGAAGAGAUUGGCCGCACCUUGCUGGCAUUCAACUGGCAGACGAAACAUUUUCCGCCUCCUGUAACAUCGAUCUGCUGUUGGGUGUCAAUGAGUAUGCAAACAUUAUGAAGAAGGGAUUGAUCAAAGGUCCACCAGGUACACCAUGCGCACAAGAUACAUACCUGGGAUGGAUCCUUAUGGGUGGAAUUGACAUCAAUGUCAGGAAGCAUGAGCAAUCCUUAACGGUCAUGAAACAAGAAGUUGAUAUAGAAGAUUUACUGAAAACAAUUUGGGAAGUUGAUGAAGAUACGAAAAGAAAUUUAACACAAAGGGAACAGUUAUGUGAAGAUAUAUACACUAAGACACAGAAGCGAGAUGAAUGUGGAAGAUAUGUUGUCAAAUUACCAUUCAACACUGAAGAACCUAAAUCAACAGAAGGAAAUACGAGAGAUAUAGCAAUGAAAAGACUAAUGCAAUUAGAAAGAAGGUUCAAUCAAAAUAAAGAAUUAAAGCACGAAUACAAGAAGGUAAUUGAAGAUUACAUAGAUCUAAAACAUAUCGAAGAAAUACCUACAGAAGAAAUAAAUAAUAAAUCAGUCUACUUACCUCACCACGCCGUGAUCCGUAAUGAUAAAGAAACCACGAAGACUCGUGUCGUAUUUGACGCUUCGUGCAAGGGCUCCAACGGUGUCUCUCUCAAUGACGAACUGUUGACGGGUCCUGUACUGCAAGACGAUCUGAGAAACCUGAUAAUGAGGUGGAGAACUCACGCCGUUUGCUUUGUUGCUGAUAUCCAGAAAAUGUACCGUAUGAUAUGGGUUGACCGAGAAGACGCAGAUUAUCAAAGAAUUUUGUGGAGAAACGACCAAUCUGAAGAAGUCAAAGACUACCGAUUGUUGACUGUUACGUUUGGAACAGCUUCUGCUCCCUAUCUCGCCGUAAGAACCCUUAUGAAGUUAGCAGAAGAUGAAGGCGACCGGUAUCCCGAAGCUGCUAAGAUUUUGCGUGAAGAUUUUUACGUAGAUGAUGCAAUGUCUGGAAGUGACAGUCUGCAACAAGCAAUAAAGAAUAGUCAAGAUCUUAGAGCGCUUCUUCAUUUGGGUGGAUUCGAACUAAAGAAAUGGUCAUCCAACAGCCGAGAAUUCUUGGAAACAGUUGAUCCUGGCGAUAGAUCGUCUAAUUCUAAUCUGGAAUUGAAGAUUGAUGGAAUAAUAAAGGCACUUGGCGUACAAUGGAAUUUAGGAAAAGACAGAUUCGAGUACAAUUUAAACUUACCUUCAAUCAGUGAAGUGAUCACGAAGCGAAGCAUUCUGUCUGACAUCCAAAAGUUGUUUGACCCACUCGGCUGGAUUGCGCCUAGCAUCGUUCUGACAAAGAUGUUAAUGCAAGAACUAUGGCUUGAAAGAAUAAACUGGGACGAUGCAUUGAAUUCUAAAAUAGCCAGCAGGUGGAUCACAUUGCGAUCUGAUCUUGAACAUGUGAAUGGAAUCUAUAUAGAAAGAUGGGUAGGUACGACGUGCGCCAACAGAGAGUCUAUAGAACUCCAUGGAUUCAGCGAUGCAUCCAUCAAAGCAUAUAGCGCUGUAGUAUAUUGCAGAGUGACUUACCCAGACGGUACGAACAAAACGACGCUUAUCGCAGCAAGAACAAGAGUGGCUCCAUUGAAAACAAUAUCCUUACCUCGUUUGGAGCUCUGCGGCGCGUUGAUACUCUCAAGAUUGCUUAAGCAAGUUGGUCAAGCAAUGAGAAUACCUGCAACUCAAAUUUAUGCUUGGACAGAUUCGUCCAUUGUCCUGUCGUGGUUAUUUGGAGAUCCAAACAACUGGAAGGUGUUUGUAGCAAACAGAGUUGUUGAGGUUACAACAAAUGUAUCCUGCAGUCAGUGGCAUCACGUCCAAACUCAAGAUAAUCCAGCUGAUGUUGGUUCCAGGGGGAUGUUAGUAGAAAAUCUGAAAAAGUGUGAAUUAUGGUGGCAUGGGCCAGACUGGUUACAACAAUCGAAGAUACAGUUCACUAAACCAAACAUUAUGCAAACAGAAAUUGAAAGGAAAAAUAAUAAAAUACAAAAUUUAAAAAUAACUUACAACAGAAAUGAACAAGAGAAGAGACUACUUACACAAUUUGAAGAAUUUGAUACACUAUUAGAGCUACUUAGAACAAUCACAUACUGCCGAAGAUUCCUGAAACAAAAAACAUUAAAGGACAGAAUAGAUAGCAAAAUCACAACUGAAGAACUACACGUAUCGAUGCAGACCUGUAUAAAAAGAGCACAAGAAGAUGAAUUUACAGAAGAUAUAAAAUCGUUAAAAACAAAAAAGAGAGUUAAGAAAACAAGCAAACUAAAAGCACUAGAUCCUUACCUAGACGAAGAUGGAAUCCUGAAGGUGGGCGGUCGGCUCAGGAACUCUGAACUGGCUAAUGAAGUGAAGCAUCCAAUCAUUUUGGGUCAUGCAAGUAGACUUACCUAUUUAGUGGUCGCAGAAGCACAUUUGAAGACGCUGCAUGGAGGAGUGCAAUUGAUGCUCACUUACCUGCGAUCGAAAUACUGGAUACUCCGCGCGAAGUCCCUAGUAAAGCAGUGUAUCCAUCGAUGCUUGAUAUGUGCUAAACAAGGGGCUAGGGUAAAAACACAAUUGAUGGGAGACUUACCAAGUUUUCGGGUAAAACCAGCUCGGCCAUUCCUUAACUCCGGUGUCGACUUUGCGGGACCAAUUCAAAUUUUACUAAAAAAGGGCAGAGGAGCUCAAACUGGCAAGGCGUACAUAGCUAUUUUUGUAUGUAUGUCUACGAAGGCGAUCCACUUAGAGUUAGUUGGUGAUCUGACUUCAGCUGCAUUCAUUGGUGCCUUUAAACGAUUUUGCGCACGAAGAGGCAGAUGCACAAACUUGUGGAGUGAUCAGGGAAGAAAUUUUGUUGGUGCUAACAAGGAGCUGGUUGAAGCCUGGAGGGAAGCUCGCCUACAAUUUGAUGGAGAAAUUAGUGAAUUACUUGCUAAUGAUGGAACACAAUGGCACUUCAUCCCGGCCUACUCCCCAAAUUUUGGAAAUUUAUGGGAGACUGGUGUGAAGUCUAUUAAGCACCAUCUACGAAGAAUCCUUAACACUAACCUUACCUAUGAAGAGCUUACAACGGUUCUCUGUGGAAUUGAAGCGUGCUUGAACUCGAGACCGCUGUGCCCGCAGGAGGACAGCACGUUAGAACCACUAACUCCGGGUCAUUUUUUGAUAACUGAAGCCCCUGUAACCGUGCCUGAUGUGAACCUGAAAGACGCUAAAAUAAGCAACCUGACACGUUGGCAAUACACGCAAAAACUGCUGAAUGACUUCUGGUCAAGAUGGCAAAAAGAAUACUUGACGCGGCUGCAACAAAGACCGAAAUGGUUAAAACGCGAAGAAGAAUUUAAGAUAGGAGACAUUGUCCUCAUAAAACAGGACAAUUUGCCACCAGGAAAGUGGCUUAUGGGACGAAUAACCGACAAGCAUCCUGGCCCUGACGGUCUUACCAGAGUCUAUAGUGUAAAGAGUGGCGAUAAUAUAACAAAGCGAUGCGUAACCAAACUAUGUGCGUUGCCCAUCGAAAUAGAUUAG
Melitaea cinxia (Glanville fritillary) is the source of this 5178-nucleotide messenger RNA. RefSeq lists its product as uncharacterized. The record is from RefSeq and is a predicted model, not a curated record. Gene Ontology annotation, biological process: DNA integration. The coding region runs from base 1 to 5178 and encodes 1725 amino acids. NCBI's taxonomy places the organism in Eukaryota, Metazoa, Arthropoda, Insecta, Lepidoptera, Nymphalidae. Gene Ontology annotation, molecular function: nucleic acid binding. The transcript has a single exon.